AAAAUCAUGGACUGUUGAUAGAAAUCCUAAGAGAAAGGAAGAAAUUGAAACGUGCUGAACUGAAAAAUCUAGGAUAUUUCUAUAUUUAUUGGCGAAUGCAGGACCAUGGAGAGAGUCAAUCAAACCAGCAGUGUCUCCGAGUUCAUUCUCCUGGGACUCUCCUCCCGGCCUGAGGACCAGAAGCCACUCUUUGCCCUGUUCUUCAUCAUGUAUGUGGUCACCUUGGUGGGAAACCUGCUUAUCAUCCUGGCCAUCCGCUCUGACACCCAGCUCCAGACACCCAUGUAUUUUUUCCUUAGCAUUUUAUCCUUUAUCGAUGUUUGCUAUACAACCACCAUCGUCCCCAAGAUGCUGGUGAACUUCCUGUCAAAGAAGAAGUCCAUUUCCUAUGCUGAGUGUAUGACCCAGAUGUAUUUCUUCUUGGCCUUUGCCAACACAGAAAGUUACCUCCUGGCAACCAUGGCCAUUGACCGCUAUGUGGCCAUCUGUGACCCUUUCCACUACGUCACUGUCAUGAGCCAUCGCCGUUGUGUCCUGCUGGUGGCCUUCUCCUGCUCCAUCUCUCACCUCCAUUCCCUCUUACUGGUUCUCUUGAUAAACCGUCUUCUCUUUUGUGACUCCAAUGUCAUCCAACACUUCCUCUGUGACAUCAACCCUCUGCUGAAAUUGUCCUGCUCCUCCACUUUUGUCAAUGAAAUUGUAAUUAACACAGAAGGACUGACAACCUUGGUGACUCCCUUUAUAUGUGUGAUCAUCUCUUACUUACGGAUUCUCACGGCUGUUCUUAAGAUCCCUUCAGCAGCUGGGAAGCAUAAAGCUUUCUCCACCUGUGGCUCCCACCUCACCAUGGUGACACUCUUUUAUGGAAGCAUUAUUUACGUUUAUUUCCGGCCCCUGUCCACCUACACCAUCCAGGACCGGGUGGCAACGGUCAUCUACACAGUUUUGUCCUCCAUGCUGAACCCUUUUAUCUACAGCCUGAGGAACAAAGACAUGAAGCGGGGCCUGGGAAAGCUGAUGAGCAGGAGGGUGUCUUAGGCAGCACCCCUGUGCACAUGCUCAAGAGUGAGUCUUCCUGCAGGCCCCCAUUUCUGAUGAUUCCUGGUGUGUAUGUCAAGUUUCUUGGGUUUAGCAUACCUAAGGCAAGAGUUCAUAAGAAAUGGUGUAGGUCCACUGGACAACU
Sus scrofa (pig) is the source of this 1183-nucleotide messenger RNA. Its product is annotated as olfactory receptor 1L1-like. Gene Ontology annotation, cellular component: membrane. The record is from RefSeq and is a predicted model, not a curated record. Gene Ontology annotation, biological process: G protein-coupled receptor signaling pathway. NCBI's taxonomy places the organism in Eukaryota, Metazoa, Chordata, Mammalia, Artiodactyla, Suidae. Gene Ontology annotation, molecular function: G protein-coupled receptor activity; olfactory receptor activity.